AAUGCUGUACAUUUAACAUGCUUUCUAUUUUAGAAAAUUACAGAUAUUUUUGUAAAGUUACAUUAAGUGUGACCAAAAUCAUGUUUGAAAAUAUUCCAACACAUAUUGACUACCGUGGACAGAAUUUUGCUGAACAACUGGGACAAGCAGUUUGUGGUCUUUUUGGUGUGAUCGCUUUUAUUGUUGGUUACUUGGCUCAAAGAUUGUCGUACUCCAUGUAUGUUCUUCUCGUGGGCGUAUUCGUUGCUAGCUUAAUCACAUUACCACCAUGGCCAAUAUUUCAAAAGAACCCAAUUGAGUGGCAAAAACCUAUUACAGAAAAUACAGACACUUCUCAAUCUUCAAGUUCAAACGGGAAGAAACAGAAGUAAAAUUUGGAUCUUCAGAAAUUUUGAUCUGCUCAAAAUGUGAAAGAAAUCCAUGUGAUCUACACAAUGCGAUUUUAAAAGAUUGUAAAAGGGAAUUUUAUAAGAACUUGUUUUAGUUUGUAUAUUUGUUGUGUUUUUGUUUAAUGUGGUAGGAUUAUAGUACUGUUUUAAUGUGCAAGUGCAAUUAUUGGUUAUGUGCAAAAUCGUUUUAUCAUUGCCAAAUAGGAUUGUGUUUUAAAGAGAAUAUUGCCAAUGUGUUUUGUUUUAUCCAGAUGCAAUAGUAGCAAUAAUACCUUUUAAACACCUAACUGAACUGCCUGAUAAAACAUGAAAAGAACUUUACCUCUGUGGAUGUCAAAGUCUGGAAAAAAUCAGAUAUGCAGUGCUUUGCCAAACCUUACUUUACCAAACACUUGUAAAUUGAUUUACUCUCAUGAUGUGAACGAUUGCUCUAUUUUGUGCGAUGAACUGCAAUCAACUUUGGCUCCAAGCUCCGUAAUCGGCUUUGAUAUUGAAUGGCCUGUCAGUUAUAUUAAGGGGAAACGUGAUAUAACCGCCACCAUUCAAAUAUGUCCAAAUAAAAAACAAUGUUUUGUCUUUCAAGUUUCAAAAAUGGGAAUGAUUCCUUCUCCUCUGAAAAAGCUGAUAGAAAGCACAGAAAUAAAGAAGACUGGUGUUAAUGUGAUAGGAGAUAUGUGGAAACUUCACCGUGACUUUAAUAUCUUUCCCGAUCACAGUCUCAUGUCACAAUCUUACAUAGAGCUUUCACAUUUUGCGUCAAGUACUAUAAAUAGCUCACAAGGCUGGAGCCUUCAAAGGCUGUGUCAGUAUUUUCUUAAGUCCGACUUAUCUAAAGAAAAGAACAUUCGUUCAGGCGAUUGGGCCACAUUUCCACUGUCUGAAGACCAACUAUAUUAUGCAGCAUUGGAUGCUUAUGCAAGUUUACUCGUCCAUGAAUCAAUUUUAAACUGGAAACCUGCUAGUGCUCAGUUCUCUUAAUUCUUACUUUUUAUCAUCUUCAUUUAAUCUUUUAAUCAAAAUAUUAAGCAG
Messenger RNA from Ciona intestinalis (vase tunicate), 1418 nucleotides. Its product is annotated as bifunctional 3'-5' exonuclease/ATP-dependent helicase WRN-like. Lineage: Eukaryota; Metazoa; Chordata; Ascidiacea; Phlebobranchia; Cionidae. The record is from RefSeq and is a predicted model, not a curated record. Gene Ontology annotation, molecular function: nucleic acid binding; 3'-5' exonuclease activity. Gene Ontology annotation, biological process: nucleobase-containing compound metabolic process.